Molecule: messenger RNA, 1944 nt
Organism: Fraxinus pennsylvanica
Lineage: Eukaryota; Viridiplantae; Streptophyta; Magnoliopsida; Lamiales; Oleaceae
Source: the annotation of a GenBank genome assembly
AUGAAUAAUAAUACGACGUCGCAGUUUAUGGACAAGCAGAUCAUGGAUCUAUCCAAUUCUCAGACCAACAAUAACAACAGUAACGAAGAUUUCAUCGAUUUCAUAAACCGCCCAUUGGAGGAUCAUAAUCGGAGAAAAGAUGAUAUUGUUCCGAAUUACGAUUUCCUGCCGAUACGACCCGCCGGUGGAUCAACGCAGUCCCCACCGCCGCGGUCUUUGAAUUUUGAUUCUGGAAAUGAUGAUGCGCCGAUCAGGACAUGGAAUUCUUUGGAUACUAAAACUAAUACCUCUUCCGUCAGAAAUUAUAGUUCUCUUGGCCCCAUUGAACCUGACAAAGACAUUUUAGAGAAGGAUCACAAUGUCAUCGAUGCGUCCCUGGUUUCUGAGAUUGAUGGAGCAAUGAAGAAGUAUGCUGAUAAUCUGAUGCAUGCAAUGGAUGGUGUCAGUGCACGACUAUCACAGUUGGAGACAAGGACCCGCAACUUUGAGAAUUCUGUGGAUGAUCUGAAGGUGUGUGUUGGAAAUAAUCAUGGAAGCACGGAUGGAAAAUUAAGACAGCUGGAGAAUAUACUUAGAGAGGUGCAAACUGGUGUUCAGUUUAUAAAGGAUAAACAAGAAAUAGUUGAAGCUCAACUGCAGAUUGCUAAGCUGCAAGUUUCCAAGCUUGAACAGCAAGUUGAAAACCCCAACACUGCACACACUGAUUCUAUCCAGCCAGGAGCAUCUGCUCAUCAGCAUCAAUCUCACCAGCUGUUUUCUGCAGUUCCUCUUACACAGCCACCUCCAACCUUCUCUUUACCAAUUGCUCCUCCUCCACUACCUCCUCAGCAGAAUCUACCACCUCAAGUUCAGCUUCCCAACCAGUAUUCUCAAAACCAAGUUCCUUCUGUCCCUCAGAGAGAGUCUUACUUCCCCCCACCUGGCCAAACUCCAGAAAAUCCACGCCAGCAGUACCAAACACCUACAGUGCAGCCACAGCAGAUCACCCCUCAAUCACCACCACUACAGCAACAAUAUCAGUCACCUCCUCAGCAACACUAUUCUCAACAAGCCCCACCUCCUCAGCAACAGUACUCUCAGCAAUCUCCUCCUCAACCACACUCAACAAUUCCCCCAAUCAAUCCCUCUCAACCUCAGAUUGCUUUGGGUCGUCAUCCUGAAGAAACACCUUAUAUACAGCAACCUACUUACCCACAAACCAUUCGCCCACCUGGGCCACCUCCCUCUCAUCCCUCCAGUGGAGCUACUCCCUCACAACAGUUUUACGGACCACCCAACAUGUACGAGCCUCCAUCUAGCAGACCAAAUUCAGUGUAUUCUGGUUCUUAUGAUCCGUCAUCUGGUCCAGCAGAACCUUAUUAUAGUGGCUCACCUUCACAGUAUGGUGGUGGCUCCCCUGUGAAAUCGCAGCAUCAUUCUUCUUCUAUGUUAGGCCAGAGUGGUGCAAGUGGUUAUCCACAACUGCCUACUGCUCGACUAUUACCUCAGGCGCUGCCUACAGCCUCUGGAGUUGGUAGUGGGUCCGGUUCUACUGGUGGUGGAAACAGGGUUCCUGUUGACGACGUGGUUGACAAAGUGACGAGUAUGGGAUUUCCAAGAGAACAAGCGAGGGAAACUGUCCGAAAGUUGACAGAGAGUGGACAAUCAGUCGACUUGAAUGUAGUGUUGGACAAGUUGAUGAAUGAUGGAGAUGGCCAGGGUCCACGAGGUUGGCUUGGUCGAUUGCCUGACGGAACUAAUAUGCCAAGAGAGGGAUGGAAGUCUGGUCAGGCUGAAAGCUCCCAAGGUAAGAAAACCGGUGACAGUGCCUCUGACAAGAAUGGCGGCCAGCACCAGAACUUGGUUGAAAAUGAUAUAGUGGAAUUGCAAUGGCAAGGGCAGUCAGGCUGCCAACUAGUGUUAGUCCGGCGAGGCCAAGGGUUCCGCCAAUGUGGUGGAGGGUGA